GUGUGGCAGUCAAGAUAGGCGGCGCACAUGUUGCGGGCCAGUCCAUAGACCGUUAAUCAAGAUGGCAGACAACAGUUGUUAGUGUGUGCAUGGAACAGCGUGUGAUGAUGAUGUUUCUUGUGAACGAAGGUGUAAAACCUGCGGAUAUCUACAGAAAACUUCAAACACAAUACGGUGAUGAGACGCUCAGCUGCAGUAAGACAUUUGAAUGAUGUAACUGUUUCAAAGAUGGUCCUAUGUCCAUCAGUGACGAUCCUAGCCAUGGUGGUUCCCAGCCCACAAUAGUCAAUCCUG
Staurois parvus is the source of this 294-nucleotide messenger RNA. The record is from the annotation of a GenBank genome assembly. NCBI's taxonomy places the organism in Eukaryota, Metazoa, Chordata, Amphibia, Anura, Ranidae.